This is a messenger RNA of Drepanopeziza brunnea f. sp. 'multigermtubi' MB_m1, 801 nucleotides long. The record is from RefSeq and is a predicted model, not a curated record. Lineage: Eukaryota; Fungi; Ascomycota; Leotiomycetes; Helotiales; Drepanopezizaceae.
AUGCCGAAGCGACUGGCGACGUGGCUCUUGAGGGCGCUGAUCGACGCAGGUGGGCCAGCCCGGAACAUGGAGUCGGGCAAGGAUACACCCAAUAGCGAGAGCAUUGGCUUUGGACGGAACGGAAAGGAACGGAAAGGCAAGGACCGAGAUGGUGAUAAGAAGCCGUUGCGAUUUCGAAAGACGGGGCCGCAAGACAUUCGGAGCGGGGAACAGAUCUCCUCGCCCGCCACAGCUUCUUCUGUACCUAAUUGGACUUGGGAGGCCGCAGUUGGCUCGGAGAAGCGCCGUACACAGUAUCACACCUGUGAAAUGCCGGUAAAUCUCUGGGGGGAGGUCCAUCACCUCACGGAUGCGAGAGAGCAAGCAUGGUGCCUGAGUGAGGAUGCCGCCGCUGUCAUGGAGGUACGUAGAAGUAGUCCCACAAGAUUUCCGUCCGAUAAGCGGCCACGUAGAGAUGCUGCUGGUGGGACGUCGGCGUGGCGAGCGGGCAGGCAGGCUACCAAGACCAAAGUUGAGGAUGUUAUACCGAUAGUCCCUGCUGCGACUGCCGGAAUUCAGGAGCAAAAUCUGCUGUGUGAAUGCAUCUCCUCGAUCCUGCUCAGCUCAGCUCAGCUCAGCUCAGCUGACCCCGAUGUCAACAGCCAACCUUCUCUCGAGUCCUCCAGGGCCACCGCCUCGUCUCAAGGGGCUCUCAGCCCUACCGUAUACGUCGAUCUCGAGGUAUAUCGGGACACUAGACGGGAGCAACUUGUACCUGACUUGGGACGACAUGGUGGGACGAAGACCGUUCUCUCGAUAUAG